AUGGUUGAUAACAAAGUGAUAAAAAUACACAGACAAUGGCAUUCAAUCUUAGGUGAAAAAAUAUCUUUGAUUGAAUCCUACCAUUAUGUUAAGCUUAGUAAAAUUUUUCCACUUCCAAAAUUACCGGCUUCUAGAAAAUAUGAGACUGUAAUCGAAGUUCUUCCUUUCAUCCGGCAGAAAGUUAAGAUGUGGGGAGUUGAUGUUCUUAGAGCAGAAAAUAUUAAAACAUUGAUCGAGGAAGAAGAUGAGGAGUUUUUUGAUGUAGAAUCAAUGGACGAGGACCAGGAUUUUCGGCAAUAUAAAAAUAAAUUGUCUCGAUUCGAUUGCAUUGCUAGUUUGUUUGCCUCUUCUGAAA
This is a messenger RNA of Funneliformis mosseae, 355 nucleotides long. Lineage: Eukaryota; Fungi; Glomeromycota; Glomeromycetes; Glomerales; Glomeraceae. The record is from the annotation of a GenBank genome assembly.